AUGGAGAACAGCAAGCAGCCAGUGAAGGAAGUGCUCCCCCUGCCUCGCCACCCUUCUCCACUUCCUGUGACCUCUUCCUCUCUGACCCCUGCUGCCACAUCAAAGAAACACUCCCCAGGCUCCAUCCAGCAUGUACAAGUGGCCUCCUCAGUGGUGACAUCAUUCAACCAUCUGAAGCCUCCAGAGAGGGAUCUCACCCUGAUGUCCCACAUGAAGUCUAUUAAGUCUCUGAGACACGCUGGCUUCACCGCGGUCUUCACUGGACAAACGAAGCUUGACAGCGAGGAGUUCCUGGAGGAGGUACCAAUCGUCGAUGUGAUCCUGGCUGACAUCGACUCCCUGGUGCCCACUCACGAUGAAGCUGGCCGCCCCAUAGCAGAGUGGAAACGACAGGUGAUGGUGCGGCAGCUGCAAAUCAGGCUGCAGGAUGAGGAGGAACAGAGGAGACAGGACAUGACUAAUGGCUGUCAACCAGUGGAUGGCUGGAAAUACUCACAAACCCACAAUGCAGUCUUGGGGCCCUUUGGUGAGCUCCUAACAGAGGAUGACUUGGUGUACCUGCAGCAGCAGAUCGAGACCGUUUCCCUGCAGAAGCGCUGCCAGGCCUAUGAACUGGAGCUGACCCGGCUGACGGAGGAGCUGAGGUCGAUUUUACCUGAUCCAAUUGUGAACAUUUCCCUCAACAAAGAGGUCCUACAAAAGAUGGACUCCGACGGGAAAAUGCAACAGACUUUGCCAUUGUGGUGCAGUCGUGUCUCAGAGAUUGUUAAGAGUAUGUCACUGCUGGUAGCUAAUCUAACACAAAACACAGAAGAAGGGGGAGAUGACGGUGGAUGCAGGAUUCCUCAUAUAGGGAUGGUGUCAGCAUUUAGCCAUCGUUUGGAGACUAACAGCUACAGCAGAGCGCGGCGGGAGAGGGUGGAAAGGGAGAUCCAGCAGUCUGGGGUGUCGGUCAGAAACCUCAGGUCCAACUUCGAGGGUCAGAUUGGUGGGAUUUAUCCCUUUGCUGGGGUUGUGAAAGGGGGCCAGGUAGUGUUUGGAUCCACAGGAGUAAGCAACCAGAACGCCAACACAGACCUCAGCUGUGAGGUGAGCCACUGUGAUCCUAAAAAACUUGUACCUGUGAUGGAGACAACCAGUUUAAGGAAAGAACGUAUAGUGGUGCUUUUCCUGAGCCACUGGAAGAAAUCUGCGUAUGCUAUUUCAGUGAGAGCAGCGAGGCAGAAACAGGGACAGGAAGCAGUGUUAGGGAGAGCGGCGGGAGCAUCGCACCCACAGAAGAUGACCUCCAUGUUUCAAUUCUGCCAACGGCGAGGUGCUGUGGACAAAAUGCUGAACUCCUGGAAGACUAAACUAGAACUUAAAGAUGCUCAAAAGUCCCUGUUGUCCUCUUCUAACUCCUCACAAAAUCCACCACCGCGAGAAACCUACUCCCCAGAGCAAUUCCUGCCAGACGUGGAUGGUGUUUCACUGAGCCACGAUAGCUUGACCCUCGACCUCUUCAUGCUGGGCUACUUCCACAUCUUGGAGCAGGAGUUGUCGCCUGAGGAGAGGAAGAUGAGGCACCUCCUCUGCUUCGAAGUCUUUGACCAUGUCGGCAGUUUCCCCUGGGAGAUGGUGAGGGACUUCCACAAGGCCGUUCUCCAGGAGAUUCAAGCAGGGAGGCGACAUUGGAGUGACGGCUUCGAAGACAUCAAAGUUAGCUUCUUUGGGGACUCGAGACCAUGCCGCUGUCCGUCAUCGGCGUCAUCACUGCUGCUGUCAGAUUCCAGACUCGUACCCAAAGUUAUAGUUCAAACUGCUACUCCAGAUGAGAGUGGCAGUGACACAGACUUCUCUUGCUUCAAUAACGAAGACAUUUGUAAGUACAUUGACCGCAGCUUUGCUUUCUGGAAAGAGAAGGAGGCAGAGCUGUUUGAUUUUGAACAUUAG
Molecule: messenger RNA, 1932 nt
Organism: Dicentrarchus labrax (European seabass)
Lineage: Eukaryota; Metazoa; Chordata; Actinopteri; Moronidae
Gene: espnlb
Product: espin like b
Exons: 7
Coding region: 1-1932 (643 amino acids)
Biological process (GO): actin filament bundle assembly
Cellular component (GO): cytoplasm
Molecular function (GO): actin filament binding
Source: RefSeq, a predicted model, not a curated record